Molecule: messenger RNA, 264 nt
Organism: Dothidotthia symphoricarpi CBS 119687
Lineage: Eukaryota; Fungi; Ascomycota; Dothideomycetes; Pleosporales; Dothidotthiaceae
Exons: 1
Source: RefSeq, a predicted model, not a curated record
GAGCGCAGGAAAACUCGGCCAUGCCCUUACUGCCCCGAAAAGAAAUAUACUGGAGAGUACGCACAUCGUAACUGGAUGCGCCACAUGGAGAACAAGCAUAAUCCCAGCACGUCAGCCGACGGUCUGCCAAUGCUUCCAUGUCGUUGCCCAGGGUGUGGUAGGUCGUUCCAACGAACAGAUGCCAGACUCGUACAUGAGAGAAGAAGCCACCCUGAACUCAACACACCACCAGCUAUGAAGAGAACCAAGUCUAACAGCCCUUAA